AGGUCCCAUUCAUCAGCCGCAAGCCGGGGUCCCUCUUUGUCCCCUCUUACCUAAUAACUCUCAGUCCGAAAGUGUGAUCCUCACACAUGGCGCAGUCAAGGGUGCAGUAGCAGCUGCUGCUGUGUAACGACAGAGACCGACCCCUAGGGCUGAUGGUUUAAAAUGAACCGAGUUCCCCCCUUUUUCCCCAGGAAAACUGGAAUUGAGUUUCUUUUCUUGUCUCGGAUCCUGUUGGUUGAUGCAAAGAACACCGUCGUCGCCGUUGCUACCGAAUUACCUCUCGUACUUAGCCCGUACACGACAUCUCUACGUAACGUUGCCCACCGGAUCUGAUAUCGAACACAUUAUGUCUCACCAACCCACCAUCAUCAAGGAAGGAGAGUGGCAAGAUGGCCUCUGUGGAUGUUGCUCUGGUGGGCACUUCUGGAUGGGGUGCUGCUGCCCUUGUAUUCUGGUGAACAAGACUCAUGAGCUUCUCGAGAACCCCUCGAACCCUUCACCUAGCGGAUGUGGCAUGUGGGGAUGUGCCUGGUGCGGCUUGAACUUUUGUGGCGGCUGGGGAUGGAUUCUCGAAUGCCUUCAGCGUGGAGAGGUCCGAUCCAAGCAUAGAAUUGAGGGAAGCGGGUGCACCGACUGUCUUGUCGCCUGCUGCUGCCCUUGCUGCGGUGUGAUCCAGUCGCACAAGGAGGUGGAGAAGCGCAGGGACGCGAUGCAGGGAGGUGUGCCGGACAAGAUGGGCUAUCAGGGACAGGCCCCCAUGACGGCUUGAGCUCCCUGUAUAGACGUAACAGCGCCAUGGCCAAAGGAGAGACAGAAUGCUUGUGCGAAUUAGUUGUAGUUUGGGAGGGGGUAUUAUGAUACCAUCAUCUUUAUUGCUAGCAAGUACGAACAUUGACUUUAAGACCAU
Podospora bellae-mahoneyi is the source of this 907-nucleotide messenger RNA. RefSeq lists its product as uncharacterized. The transcript has 3 exons. NCBI's taxonomy places the organism in Eukaryota, Fungi, Ascomycota, Sordariomycetes, Sordariales, Podosporaceae. The record is from RefSeq and is a predicted model, not a curated record. Bases 239 to 769 code for a protein of 176 amino acids.